AUGGAUGUCGCCUCGAACACUAAUCAUACUGUUGAGGCCGGUACGCUCCUUGCUGAUCCUCAAACAGACGAAAAAGGACCAUUCGCAGAAUCGUUGGAAUUGACCCAGAAGGAAGCACGCGCAUCAAUAAACAGUGAACUAUUGCCAGAUCAGAAAAAACUAGACGCUAACACUUCCAGCCAAAAUUGGGGCGGACUCCGUCCUAAAACUCCUUGCCCGAGAGCUACUCGUCCGAGUAGGCAAGAUGUACUGAAAGCGGGCUACUCUAAGCAAACCUUCGCAGAGAGAGGUCGCAGAAAUGAAAAAGUGGGAAUGGGCGGUAGAGAGAAUAAGAGCGAUGGCACGGAAGCUCGAAAACAGCAGGAAAUCCCUGCAACCCUUCGGAUGUCAGAAAGCGAGAAAGCUAGUGAAUACAGUGGUAUCACUGGUUCUGGGCAAAAUGCUACACCCGGAUAUCCCGGAAAUGAGGAGCGGGUAAGGAAGGGAUUCUGUCGCGCCUGUGCAGCUACUGAAACACCGGCACCACCACUGGAAAGAACGUUGAGUAAAACAAGAGAUAGGCAAGCUAACAAUUCUGUCUUUCGUGUCGGACUGGAUGGACAAACUAAAACUGCGACUUCACAAGGAACUGAGUCGAAAAACCUCGGUAUGGGACAGACGGAGCUUACAUGCCACCAAGCUCUGUCGGCACAGAAGCUGACAUCGAAAGCUAGUGGAACUAAAGAAGAGCAGCAAAGCAAGCAUGCUACACCAGUAUCAUCUACUCCUCAGAGUUUCAAUGAAAGCAGGAAAAAGCUGCCAGUAGAGGGAUGCAACCGUGAACAGAAUCAACCACGAGGACUGCUCAUAGCUAGGCUUCCUCCAAAAGUAACAGAAGUAAAGAUUGAAGGCAUAGCCGUUGACCAAAACUCCCUACAGAGUUUAGAAACGCUCAGCGCUCGCCAAGAGCCGGCGGUAUCAACAGCAAGAAGCUACAACUCGAGUCAAGAAAAUAUUCUCGUCCCCAAUCAGAAAGGCAAUGUGUUGGAAGCGAAGUCUUGUUCUUUACAGAAAACAACGAUGCACCCUGUACAGCCCACCACAGGUCCUGCACUGAAGGGAGGGGAAGAAAAGCGAAAGCAAGAAUGGCGCGAAAUGAGCAGCGCGGAAGAGCAUACAGCAAGCUCACCAGAGCUCAGAAGCCCUCAUGUAGAGCAGCAGAAUCACCAGGAAUUCACCACAGCACGGGCGAAUACUCCUGAUGUGAAACCAACAGCCCUACAAGGGUUGCAUGAAGACAGGGACGUGGCCACAGCAAAGGGGUUAAGUCCACAUUCAACAUCUGCUAGUCUCUCCCAAGUAUGCGACGUACAGGACAUUACCACAGCAGUUGCUAAGAGUCCGGAUCCAAAGCCUAUGGAAUUUUCUUUCGCCAGCAUAUUUCCUUCCUUAUUUGGUGGCAGUGCACCAGCUAACGAAAGCAGCUCUACGCCCAAUACAGCUGCUCCUCUAACUCUGCCAACACUUGCUCAGGGGCCUCCUCAGUUCAAGCCACCCGAGCAACCUGCAAAACCUCAGGAUUCGAGACGUGAUGUUAUUCAAUUUCGAUCGGAAUACGCUAAUAAAUUCGCUCUUGGUAGCGAACAUACCGUGGAUUUCUUCAGCGGUUCUUAUGACGAUGUGAGUCGUUUAAUGAUCAUUUAG
Molecule: messenger RNA, 1683 nt
Organism: Haemonchus placei
Lineage: Eukaryota; Metazoa; Nematoda; Chromadorea; Rhabditida; Trichostrongylidae
Source: the annotation of a GenBank genome assembly